Oncorhynchus kisutch (coho salmon) is the source of this 2440-nucleotide messenger RNA. Its product is annotated as polymeric immunoglobulin receptor. Gene Ontology annotation, cellular component: plasma membrane. Bases 358 to 2178 code for a protein of 606 amino acids. The transcript has 9 exons. Lineage: Eukaryota; Metazoa; Chordata; Actinopteri; Salmoniformes; Salmonidae. Gene Ontology annotation, molecular function: transmembrane signaling receptor activity. The record is from RefSeq and is a predicted model, not a curated record.
GAGAGAGAGAUGCAGGAAUAGGGAACUACAUAGUUGUAAGACUGCAAAGAGUGAGUGAGAGAGAGAGGGACGGCAGAGAGCGAGAUACAGAAAUAGGGAACUACAUAGUUGUAAGACUGCAAAGAGUGAGUGAGAGAGAGAGGGAGGGCAGAGAGAGAGAGGGAAGGCAGAGAGGGAACAUAAAGUACAUGAAGUUUGUAUUUAAGUUCCUAUAAGUAGAGAAGAACGGAGAAAGUUACAGACUUGGAAACACAGCAUUAUAUCAGGACCUAUAGACACCUGGACCAACCUGGAGAGAACACAACAUUAUAUCAGGACCUAUAGACACCUGGACCAACCUGGAGAGAACACAACAAGAUGAGGAUCCUGCUGAUAGUCAUCCUCCUCUCCUUCAUGACAGGUUGUUUGAGCUCCUUCAAAGUGACAGGAUACUCUGGAGGAACUGUCAUCAUCUACUGUCAUUAUUCCACAGAAGACAGAAGUCGUGAGAAAUAUGUCUGCUUGGGGCAGAACCGUUUGAGAUGUAAGGAUCCAAUCAUAACUGGAUUGAAGAACACCUGGCAGCACAGUGGUAGAUUCUCUCUGUAUGACAACACUGGAGGAAACUACUUCAAGGUGAUCAUCAGACAACUGACCAGACAAGAUGAAGGGACCUACUGGUGUGGAGUGGACAAACCUACUCUACUUGACAGUUAUACCAAGGUAGAGCUGGAGGUGAAGAAGGAUGACUGCUGUGAGAAGUCAGUCACAGAGACGGCCUUUCUGGGAGGAGAAGCUACCAUCAGAUGCAACUAUCCAGAGGACCAUAAGGACGACAUCAAGUAUUUCUGCAAAGAAGACAGUGAAUCUGACUGUGAAAACAAGAUAUCAGAUAUAGAUCAUGAAAAACCUAGAAGAUAUUCUCUUUCUAAGAGAAGAAGAGAGAGAUUCUACACAGUGACCAUCAGUGACCUGACUGAAGAUGAUACUGGGACCUACUGGUGUGGAGUAGAAACCAGCAGGACAGAACAACAUUACAUUACACUGAUCACACAGGUGAAGCUGCUUGUUAUAAAUUGGAGGGAUGUCAAACCAAUCAAUGUGACUGAGCAAGUUGGGGAGACUGCCAGGCUCACUUGUAAAUAUCCAGCAGACCACAAGAAGAAUGAGAAGUUCUUCUGUAAAGGGGACCUUCCUUUAACCUGUGAAGAUAAAGUAACAGCUACAAAACGUAACAUCAUCAUCAGGAAUAAGAGGUUUUCUCUGAGGGACAACAGUGAGAAGACCAACUUCACUGUUCACAUCAAGAUGAUGAGACCAGAGGAUUCUGGGACAUACUGGUGUGGAUCUGAUAGAAGAUGGAGACCUGCAGACUACACUAGAUUUAUCCUCUCUGUGGUGGUACCAACUACCACCAUCAUGAAAACCAAAACUACAGCCCCACCCACAACCACCUUCCUCUCACUAUCUUCACCAUCAUCAUCAUCAUCUUCAUCAUCACCAUCAUCACCAUCAUCAUCAUCAUCAUCAUCACCAGCAUCAUCACUCAACGAAUCUGGUACCUCAGUGGUCAUCAUGGUGUCUGUUAGUCUGGUAGUGUUACUGCUGCUGAUCAGCCUGAUUAUCAUCUACAGAUGGAAAUACAACAAGGACACAGGAUCUGUCUCUUCAACACACAGAGUGAGUCCAGACACAGGAAACAACGAAGGGGGUUGUCAUGGUGAUGGUGACUAUGAAGAGAUAAUGGAGCGCGCCCCAAGGUCAGACUCGGGCGCUGCGACCUCCACCAUCUACACCACCGUCAACUUACCCACAAGCCACUCUGACUAUCCCCACUACGCCAGCGUCAACUUCCACAAGAACCCCAGUAGCCCCAGCGAAGCAACUGCCACCAUUACUAAAGAGGGCAGCUGCCCCAAUGAAGCCACCGCUUCCAUUACUAAAGAGGGCAGCUGCCCCAAUGAAGCCACCGCUUCCAUUACUAAAGAGGGCACGUCAUCAUGUGACUAUGCUACUGUGAACUUUGGUCAAAGCCCACCUACUCUACUGUCAAUCACCCGCACAGCUCCUCUGAGGCUCCUCCCAUCUACUCCACAGUCAGCAAACCCAGAGACACCUGAGUCAAUGGCAACCAAUCUAAAGAUACAUACACACACUGGCGACCAAUCACAAGAUAUAUAUUUUAACUAUAUGCGCUGAUCUCUCUCUCUCUCACUCUCUCUCUCUCUCUCUCUCUCUCUCAAAAAUCCUGGCCAUGAGUGUGCAUGUCUUUCAAUUAUGAGAUGCCCGGUUCUCGCCCAGGUGAGGGGAGGUAUCUCUUGAAUGCCCUGCUCAAAACUGACAACGAGGCUCGAUAUAGGGGUGGAGUUAACAAACUCCGUCUUAACAGUUCAAAGCGAGGGCUUUGUAGAUUAUGAUUAUUUUCAUUAUUAUUUCCCUGUAUAUAAUAUUAUGUCAUGAU